Messenger RNA from Symbiodinium pilosum, 903 nucleotides. The record is from the annotation of a GenBank genome assembly. NCBI's taxonomy places the organism in Eukaryota, Dinophyceae, Suessiales, Symbiodiniaceae.
AUGGUGAAGUGUUCAAUACCCGUGCAGACGGCCUGCUCAGGUGUGGAGAUAAGAAGCAAGACGCUUGGAAAAGGUGCUGGUGAAAAAGCUGUUCCAGCAAUCACAGUGUCACUCAGCAUCGACAUCCCAGUCGAAGAGCUCAUCGCGGCCCUGACGUAUUUUCAGCAAGCUCACCCGCCUCAGCCUGAUGAGUUGCCCACUGCUUUUGGGGAGAAGGCUCCUGGUGCCCGGAAAGGCUUCGCGGCGGCUGCAAGUGGACCUCCUGGUCUUUCGCUGAUGGCGGGUGCUUCCGCUUCCGAUGAUAGCCAGGCUGGUCGAGACACAACUGUUGCCCAUGCAAAGGUAGGUGCGGUGGUGCCGCCACCCGGGCUUACAGCACAAUGGGAGACCAUCUCCUCCCUACCCCCCAACAUGAGGAGCGCCUUUACCCGCAUCAAGGUGUCCAAUCUGGUCAAGCGGUUGAAGCAUCAGGAAGUGCAGUACGUCUUUGAGCGCCAUGUUGGCCCUGUUGCGCAAUGUACUCUUACAGAAGACUGCGCGAGCAUUGCAUUUGUGAGCCCUGAGUAUGCCCAGGCUGCAAUUGAGCAAUAUGACGGUGGUGUUUUGGAAGUUAGCACAGACAAAAGCAUACCUGGACAUGAAAGUCUGUGCUUGUACCCGAAAGAUUCAAAUUUCCGCCGUACUCUGGAGGACAGGUUGGGCCCUCUUUCUCAAUGCCAUCUACGUCGCGGGGAGGGAUGGAUCACGCUCUUCCGUGGUGCCAUUACGAAGCAUCUCAAGAGGGAAGAGGCACUCAACCAGAUCGAUUUUAAGGGCAGCGUCAUCGGCGUUUCACUGGAGGUUGGUGGACCCAUUGCCGGUCCUAUGGAGGGAGUCGUGGUAGGGACUCCGGUCGUUCUCUGA